AUGUGGCAGUGCCAGCUGUCCCAGCCGGAUUGCCGCUGCUACCGCGUGGACGGCUUCUCCCUGCUGAAACGCCUGCCACUGCAUCCCCUCAUUGGGCCCCGCUGCCCCGUCCAGUCCGUGGGCCAGUGGCUGGACAACAUCGGCUUGGUCCAGUACGAGAGCCACCUGCUGGCCAACGGCUUCGACAACGUGCAGUUUAUGGGCACUAACGUGGUGGAGGACCAGGAUCUGCUGGAGAUCGGGAUCUUAAAUUCAGGCCACAGACAGCGCCUCCUGCAGGCCAUCCGCCUCCUUCCCAGGGUACGACCCAUCGGCUAUGACGGAAACAACCCCACAUCUGUGGCGGAGUGGCUGGAGUCCCUGGAGCUGGGAGACUACACCAAGACUUUCCUCAUCAAUGGAUACACCUCCAUGGACCUGGUCAGGAAGAUCUGGGAAAUAGACCUCAUCAAUGUGCUGAAGAUAAAUUUCAUCGGACACAGGAAGCGUAUUUUGGCGUCUCUGGGAGACCGGCUACACGACGACGUGGCCCAGAAGCCAGUCCGUGCCACCUCCUUAAGGGACCCGAGCGGGAACCACACGCCCCCCCAGCUGUCCCCGUCGCUCGGCCAGAGCGCGUACGCCGCCAGCUCGCUGGACGUGCAGCACCUCAUGAUGCAGGCCGACCCCCGCCGGCGGCGCAACGACAGCUACUUCGAGGAUGUGCCGCGCUCCAAGCUGGAGCGGCAAAUGGCCCAAGUCAGCAUGCAAGGCGAGUGGUGUGAGCCAAUCACGUUGCGGCCCCCCAACGAGGCGACGUCGUCCACGCCGGUGCAGUACUGGCAGCACCACCCAGAGAAGCUCAUCUUCCAGUCGUGUGACUAUGAGGCCUAUUACCUGGGCUCCAUGCUGGUGAAAGAGCUGAGAGGAACAGAGUCCACGCAUGAGGCCUGUGCCAAGAUGAGGAAGUCUACAGAUCCGAUGAAGAAGAUCCCAACCAUAGUCCUCUCUGUCUCCUACAAAGGCGUCAGAUUCAUUGAUGCCACCAACAAGAACAUUAUUGCCGAACACGAGAUCCGCAACAUCUCCUGUGCUGCCCAGGACCCAGAGGAUCUCUCCACCUUUGCCUACAUCACCAAAGACCUCAAGUCCAGCCACCACUACUGCCACAUCUUCACAGCCUUCGACGUGAACCUGGCCUAUGAGAUCAUCCUGACACUGGGACAGGCGUUCGAGGUGGCGUACCAGCUGGCCCUCCAGGCGCGGAAGAGCGGUCAUGGGUCAUCCACGCUGCCCGAGAGUUUCGACAACAAGGCCGGCAAACCUAUCCCCAAGGGCCGGAUCAACAUCCGCAAGUCUGUCAUGCCCCCCUCUAGCUGCUGGUCCCUGGGGCAUGUAUACACCCCCCACUGGCCUCCUCUUCACCAUCCUCUUCAUCCUCACAAAGUUCAGUUUCAGAUGGAGCAGCCCUCAAUGGAUCAGAAAAGCCAUGCCAACGUGCCAUGGAUACUGGAACCAGGGCAGGAGGCCAAGCGGGCAGUCAGCACCAAGUAUGAAACCACUAUUUUCUAAUAUACGCUCACCGUCCUCUCCUGAGUGUGUGCCUUUAGAGCGCCCUCUAGAGGACCCUCCCUGUUGAGACACGGGCCGAGUGGCCUGUGACCUCUCGCCGCCCACGGUUAACUGUGGCCGCUGCACAAUGCCGCCGCUGGCUCCUCUGUCCCUCCCGACUUCCCGCGGAGGGCGCUGCGGGAGCAUGAGCGCAGGCCCCAGCGUGUGCCGCUCUGUCCUGGCCUGCAGGGGGCAGCAGUGGGCUCCCAGAGUCAGACCUCAGUGUUAGCCGCUCCAUUCGGUCUUCGCUCCUCUCUACACCCUGCGGUCCUCGCUCCUGUUUUCCCGGGGGCCUCUUUUGAGCGGUGUCUACGGACCACCCCGACGGCCUGAACGAAAGGGUCACCGUUUUUGACCUUUGAACUUCUCCUUGGGCGCAUUCUGAGCUGUUGCUGGGGGCAGGGGGGGGACCAUUUUUUUGGGGAGACCGGCGGAAAAGCGAGGGAGACCUGAUAGCUCGGCUUCAGUGCCCACAGGAGGAAUGGACUGUUAGAACGCAUGUCUUGCUUGAAUGCAAUUUAGCAAAUUUUUGAAAGUUCAGCCCACAUGCCUUGCAAAGUCCUCUGAUACCUUACAUUUUAUAGUGUUUUUCAGUAUGGCUUAAGCAACAUUUUUGGUAACUCGCGUGAUCCUUUACUCCAAGCAAACCGAUUGGCUUGAAUCUUUCUUAAUGGAGCAUGUGGGUGCGUCAGAACACAAGAAGGAACUGGCAGUGUGAUAUUUGAUACUGGAGUGUAACACCAGGGAGCAACAAAACUAUCUACAUACCAGUAAAAAGUGAGAGGUGUUAUUUUUCAUUUAUUUGAAAAAAAUUAGCGGUCUGAGAAACGCAGGGCAGCUUACCAAGAGUAAGAACCCUCAGGUGGAUGGAGGAGGAGGAGAGGCCCAAGGCUGUGUUUCUCAGGGACUCUGGGUCAGUGAUGUUAUCUCACUCACAGGGCCAGUGCUGAACAUGCAUGUCCAUCACUGUGGAAUAGAAAGAAUGUAAUCAGCCCUGAACACGAACCCUCUAAUUGCAAAGGUCGUGCAACAUGCACAUAUGUACAGAUGCAAGGACAUUGUUUGAACGUGCAAAUUGUAACCGGUCCCCACCUGCUUCCCUUGGGAUGAGGAGCAUGCAGAUUUGAUCUUUGACCUUUUGGAUAUUGCCUGGUGGCUACCUUGCAAAGACACUCCUGCCAAUCAUCUUAGUCUCAUCUCAGAAGCUCCAGCAGGGACAUCAAAGCCAGCACGGGGAGAGAGGACUCCCAGCUUUCAGUUUUGGAAGUUUGGGACCACAGUAUGAACCCGUUCAAAGUGAAGGGACAGGGCUUUUGGAACAGCCUUCUCCCAGCUGUGCUCUAGUGUGUG
Messenger RNA from Megalops cyprinoides (Indo-Pacific tarpon), 2940 nucleotides. RefSeq names its product ankyrin repeat and sterile alpha motif domain-containing protein 1B-like. The transcript has 12 exons. Gene Ontology annotation, cellular component: cytosol. Gene Ontology annotation, molecular function: protein binding. Lineage: Eukaryota; Metazoa; Chordata; Actinopteri; Elopiformes; Megalopidae. The coding region runs from base 1 to 1551 and encodes 516 amino acids. The record is from RefSeq and is a predicted model, not a curated record.